This is a messenger RNA of Dicrocoelium dendriticum, 609 nucleotides long. Lineage: Eukaryota; Metazoa; Platyhelminthes; Trematoda; Plagiorchiida; Dicrocoeliidae. The record is from the annotation of a GenBank genome assembly.
AUGCUAGUACCACUAGGUGCUGAAAUGUCCACCAAUAUCCGUGUUGGUCAGUUUCUCGGUGCUGGAUCCGCUGAAGGUCCAAAAUCGGUCAUAUCCGUCGCACUGGUAUCUGUUUGGGUCCUGACCUCGAUGUUCGCAACAGGGGUAAUAUUACUAAGAUGGCAACUUCCGAAAGCGUUCACAUCAGAUAGCGCCGUCAUCGAAUUGGCCGCCAAUUUGGUGCCCAUAAUCGCCGUCUUACAAAUAUUUGAAGCAACAUCGAGUGUGUGCAUGGGAGCUAUUCGUGGAGCAGGUUUACAAUUCAUCGGCGCGGUCACUUGCUUUUGCUGCCAGUAUUUGUUGGGAGCAUCUACCGCAGUGCUGCUUGUAUUUCGAGCUAUAUCCGGAGUAAAAGGAUUUUGGAUUGGUAUCACUGUGGGGUUUUUGUCCCAAGCGAUUGUUGGCUGUGCCAUCUGCAGCUGCAUUGAUUGGAAGAAACAAGUAGAACUGGCGCGCAAGAGAACGAAAGACGGUUGCAUGGCAAUUCCGGAUGAAAACACCGUAAAUGGCUACAGUUCAGCUAACUCCAUAAUGGAUCGCUAUAAUGAGAGUAAGUUGUUCCGUCUUUAA